Messenger RNA from Rotaria sp. Silwood2, 1455 nucleotides. NCBI's taxonomy places the organism in Eukaryota, Metazoa, Rotifera, Eurotatoria, Philodinida, Philodinidae. The record is from the annotation of a GenBank genome assembly.
AUGUCUCCUGUUACACCAAAAAAAUUUAACUCGUUUCAAAAUGUUUAUCCUUUACUUGGAAAUGUUACAAUGAAUGAUUCAUCUGCUGAUAUACAUGCACAUCCAUAUCCAUUUACAAGUGGUCGUACAAAUAAAAAAAGAAAACAAAGUGAUAAUGAACAGCCAAUAGCAGGUCAUUAUGAUGAAUCACCACUUCUUCAACAGACAAGUAAUGAUACUAAUACACAAACAAAAUCAACUUCAACUAAUAUUCCAUCAACAAAAGUUACAGAUGAAGCUAAACGUUAUGCUGAAUCCCGUUAUCCAUUUCCACCAUUUAUUUUACAUUUUACAAGACCUAAAAUUAAUGAUAAAGCUAUUAUUGAUGAAUUAUUGAAUUACUGUAAAAUUAGUUAUUCUUUUGAUCUUGAAUUAGCUGGUUUUCGUUCAUCUUCAAUUAUAUCUAAUGAUAAUGAAUGUAAUUUACUUGUAUUCGUCAAAAACAGUAUAUCAUUUUCAUUUUUAUAUUUGGACAUUACAUGGCCUGAUAAAUUAGGUGGUGAUAUUUUUACCAUUGAUCGAAAACCAGCUAUUCCAACUCAACUUGCUCUUAUCAUAACUAAUGUUAGUUAUAAAACGAACUUAAACGAGUUCGAAAAUGAUUUAAAAGUCAGGUACGAAAAUAUUGCUGGAGUUACUCGUUUAAAGAAUAAGAAUCAUUUUGAUACUAAAUUAGUUAAAGUUGAAUUUAGUUUAUCGAAAACACGUGAUGAUAUUCUAAUUGAUGGAUCUAUUAUGGUGAAUUAUAUUAAAUAUGAUGUUAAAGAAUUUCUACCAGUAGCAACAAUUCUUAUCUGUUCAAACGGCAUGGGAUUAGGACAUUUUAGCAAGCAGUGCAAACAAAGUGAUAGUACAUGUAAAGUUUGUGGUGAACAUUAUCAGGACCUGAACAAAUAUUGUUGUGGUGGUGAUCACAAUUCGAACGACAUGAAAUGCAAGGUGAUAAAACAAUAUAGAGCUGAUUUAACAAAAGUACUUUUAUCUGCUCCAAGUCGUACAUUUAACAAGUACCUGAACUCGUGGUCUGAUUUUCCACCAUUACCUCAACCAAUUAAAACAAAUUUUAAUAAGAAUAAUUUACCAACUGGUGAUGCAAGUGGAAUUAUGUCAAAGCUGGACCUGAUCCUCAACUCAAUGAAUAAUAUUAACAACAUUAUAGGUGAUCUUAAACAACGUACUGAACAAAUUGAAGUAUGGCUUAAUGAUAAACGAAAAACUGAUUCAAAAACGGAAAAUGAUAUUAAAGCAUUACAACUUAGUAAUAUACGUCAUGAAGGUGAAGUAUUACAACAUGCAAAAUUAAUUGAAAAAAUGAUUUUCCCGGUCUUAGAUGAUAUGAUCAUUUUAUUGAUGGAGUUGAACGUUAAAGACGGUAAAAUUUUAAAUGUUGAUUUCAAGUCGAAAAGUGAAAUAUAG